AUGGGAAGAGAAGCAAUGCAGACAGCUAAAGUAGCACUUGUAUUAUGCUCGUGUUUCUUUUCAUAUGGUACAUAUUGGUCAGACUGGGCAUUCGACUAUUACUUAUUGUGGGCGAAUCCACUUGACCACCCAGAAGCUAUUAGUCGAGCAGCAUUUUAUUAUGCAAAUCAAGCACAUAUUCCUUCAAUCUUAAAAUAUGUGCCAAUCGCAAAUUUAUGCAUUGCAACUGCUGGAUUUGUCAUAGGCCUUUUCACAAUGACCGACGGUAAUUUAUUAUUUGAUGGUGCAUCAUUAGUUUUAAUGUUUUUUGGAUUAUCAACCUAUGUGACAUCUGUAAGACCAGCUAUUGCUACGGUGAAUGAGUCGUCAGAUUUGAAUGAUAUAACGACAUCAUUAAAAAAUAUUGCUGCAGCUCAUUUUAUCAUUGUCUUAUCCAUCACCGGCAUCAUUGGCUUGCAAAUAGCACAUUAUCUAAUCAUGAAGAAAACAUCAAAAGAUGAUGAAGAUUCUGAUGAGGAUGAGGAUGAACAGGAGGAAGAAGACAAAAAAAAUAUGUGAACUAGUUAAAUUAAAAUAUCAGUAAUAAUUUUAUGUAAUCAGUAAAAAAUAAAUGUAAUCCUUAAUGAAUAAGACCUUACUUCUUUUUUCAUUGUAUGCACUUCAAGUUGUGUGUUUGGAGUAUGGCAUAUGAAAUAAAAUAUCAAAUAAUGCCUUCUUUAGAUAUUUGUAAAC
Molecule: messenger RNA, 732 nt
Organism: Mucor mucedo
Lineage: Eukaryota; Fungi; Mucoromycota; Mucoromycetes; Mucorales; Mucoraceae
Product: ER membrane protein SH3
Exons: 6
Coding region: 1-558 (185 amino acids)
Biological process (GO): endoplasmic reticulum to Golgi vesicle-mediated transport
Cellular component (GO): endoplasmic reticulum membrane
Source: RefSeq, a predicted model, not a curated record